AUCUGUCACCACCUUACCUACCAACAUGUUAUUGAUCAGACAGGCAGACGUGUAAAUAUCUAUUUAUACAAAUAAGAAAUAUGAAAAGGAGAGCGAUAAAAUACCAGAACACCGUCUUAUCGCCGUUUCUAUGUCUAUGUUGUAUUGUGAAUAGAGAUCUAUAACCAAGUUAUUUUAUCGGGGACAGUUACCAGAGUGGCCAUAAUAUUUGAAUGAAAAAAAAAAAGUAUUGAUUGAUCAGGGAUCACUUCAAGCCAGUAACGCACAUUCCCGCUGUGAGAUGUAGGACUGCUAUUAAGACUUUGGUAUUAAAUUUCUUGUAGAUCUAGAUUCAUUACUGGGACUUGCCCUACUGCGAUAUUCUGAUACAGAAAUACGUUAGGACUUGCACAGCCGUGUUACUGUCAUUUAGUGUGUUGUUGGAUUGAGAAAAAUGAUGUUCAAUCUUCGUUUCUCUGGAUACUGAUCUAGAUCUAAUAAUAUAUUAAUAUUGAAUGUUGAUUCGAAGUGGGAAAAUAAAUAAAUAACACAAUACAAAAGGUCUCUCAGGACAGUGCAAAAUGUUAUGUAUCUAUAACUUAACUACUAAAAUGUUGAGAUUUUAUGUUUAAAAAGAUAAACAAAAAAGCGCAAGUCUAAUUUUGAAAAAUUGCAAGAAGGAUGAAUAGAGUCAGCUUUGUACCCCUUACUCAGGAGCAGACACUAAAUAUAAAUGCUGCUUACAGAGACUAGUGAAAAACAGGAAAAUUCAAAAGAGUGGCCACCACAAGAUGGCUGCCUGCAUACCAAAAUGUCCCCUAAUAAAUACGGCCAGGUUGAAACCUAUCAGACAGCGAGUCAACAAAGUCAUUAUGACAGUAACAGACAGUGGCCAUGUCUCACUGGAGCUACUUGGUACAAUGAACAACCAGCCUGAUGGACCAGAGAUAGCCAAAGAGUUAUUUCAUGUUUCACCUGAUGGAAAACAGAUUGAGAUCUACCAAAAUGCAGAAGGUGUGGCAGCUAUAGAAGGAUGUCCAGUGUCUACACAACCAGACAAAGUAUUUCUCUAUCCUGACUUGCCAGAUAAGCUGUGGAGGAUGUACCAACAUGCCUACAAAUUUGUAGAUGUUAUAAAAUGCAAAACACCCAAAAUCAUUCUAAUGACGGACAUGGCCAGGUGUUUGUUAAUGGAGAAUGGACCAUGUCAAGACUUUCAGGCCAUUUUUAACGAUGGUGUCACAGUUGUAUUUACUGAUUCAAAAGUCACAAUAACGGAGGCAAAUGGCAGCGUUGGCUCCUUUGAUGUCACAUUUGUUAGUAGUCAUGUCAGUGCCAUCACAUUAGAGAAAGUGGAAUUGGCUAAAAAGUGCCAUCUUCAAUGUCUGGAGAUUCAAGAAUCUGUCAACAAACUACAGGCAAAGCAAGAAUUAUUUCCUCUUAGUAUUGGCACGAAAACUGCACCGUUCAAGUUGGCGUCACUGUCACACACCCCUCAGAAACUUUCACCGGAAUUCUUACAUAAUCACCAUCCCAGAACAUUACCUCACACACAAGAUCAGAUGACAAGGAUAUCCCAGAAUGCCAUUACAGCUUACAAUCCAUAUGGUCUUCCACUGACGAAAAUACAAACCCUGUCAAGAACUGAUCUUCGCUCGGUAGGAAUAUCUCCAAGUGAAAGAUUCAGUCCUCAGCAGUGUGAUAGAUUAGUCAAACCUGAGAAUGAAAAGAAUAGUUCUGCUGAUAGACAAUUUCCUAUUCAUCCAUUUAGUGUACCUUUAGUGACUCAUACACAGUUUAAUUGGAUGCCUACAUCCCCAGAAAAUAGUGCCAUACAAAAAGAAGAAAAAACAAGUCAAGAUAUGCUUGAGCAGUUCUCAAAUUUCAGUAAAAUCAAAUUGGAGAGCAAGGAAACAUGUUAUAUACCUGCGCGAGGUACAAAUAAUACAACGAACAGUCAAACAUUAACACCUUCCAAUGUCUGUGAUAAUACUGAGAAUGUAUACUAUGGAACUUGCCAAUCUAGUAAUUAUGUCACACCAAAGAAAUCCUCUAUACCUCCUGCCUAUAAUCCCCACUUCUACAGCGUAGACUCAAUCAGGCACCAGCAGUUUCAUAAAGCCGCAACUAACCAUAGUUUGACCCUGGGGGCACUAGUUGAUGAGACUGAAUUAAAAUCUGUUCGAAGGAAUUUGUUCCUUGAAGAGACGACGACUGAACCACCAAUCUCACCAUCGCCCAUGCCAGAUUGUCUAGCGCAUGAUUUGCCAGAUAUUCCUACAAAGCCCUCAGUGGAGCUGUCAAUUUGUGAAGGGGAAUGCAUACCUGACCUCAUGUCUAAUCCUUUGGAUAAACAAGGACAGGAGAAUGAAGGGGUCAACAAGAAGGAAGAAAAUAAGAUAUUAAGUCUUCCAUUUUCAAAUGAUUUAACGCAACAAAAUCAGAAAAUUUAUCGAGAGAGAAAAGAUCAGAGUGAAAAGCUAAAUUCUUCGAUUACUUCCGACUGUCUGUUAAGUCAAUCAACGAUUCAGGCAUCAGCAAUAAAGGUUUUACCUGCUUUCGCAAGAUCACUUUCGACAGGUGUCCAUUGGACAAACGUUAAUUCACAGCAAGCUAUGUCAAUGGACUUUUCUCAACAAAUUACUCCUUCUGAUAGUGGACUUGCAGCAAAUGCAGAAGGCUGCAGCCACAAUAGUUGUAUGGAACACAGCUCUCAGAACAGUUGUGCCAGUAGUAGUUGUAGCAACAGUUCUAGAAACACAAGCUGGUGCGCCAACAUUCGAAGAACCAAACAGGAAGAGAAACUAAAUAAGUCUGAUCUGGGUAGCAGGGGGCAUUACCUCCCCAUGUCACCUCAGAAACAGUUCCUUAUGAGUGACCUUGAAAGGUGCAAGGUCGACCUGACUCGCCCAUCUCACAUGCACAACUCUCUUGACAUGUCAAUUUCCAGUUGCUAUAGCGACAGUCCAAGUAGCUCACCUUCUUCAGGCUGCGACCCAAUACGCCAGGUAUUUGUCCCCUAUACAGGCUGGGCAUCAUUCUAUGCAUCUGGUGCUGUUUGGAUUUUAUAUAAUGAUGGAACACAACUUGGCAUUAAAUCUGCAGAAGCAACGAUGACCUAUAUAGAUCAGGAUGGCAACCAAAAAAGAUACAAGAACUCUGAUGUCAUCCCAGAGAUCAUUAAAAUUAAAUUGGAGAAACUUCCCAUGGUGCUUGGUUUGUUAAUGAAGAGCUCUCCAGUCACAAGUUUAUAUUAGUCACAGAGGCUCAGCUCAAGUUAGCACCCCACUGUUAAAGCGUAGAUCUACUGACACUGUUUCAAAUGUCAUCUGAACUUAAAGAUUACUUUGGGCAAAAUUAACAAUUGUGUCCAUUGAUGAAUACCUGAUGUCUACACAUUUUCUUAAUGAGCUUGUCUGGCAUUACAGCUGUGUUAAAAAAUAGAAUAACUAAAAUCUAUGUCUUCCUAAGGGAGUUUAUUAUGAGGAUCUUUCAAAACCUGUUUUAGAACUAUUUAAUUAACUUAUUUAAAUUGCACAUUUUCUAGCAUUAUAUCACUAUAAUAAAAUAUACAAAGUCCUGCACAUAUUUAUGUGUAAAUCUAGUCGUUCAUCUUGAUAACAGGCUGAAAGCAUAUCUAAAGUAAGUAAAGUUUCCCUUUCAGACCUUGCGAUCCAUGGGGCAUUGGUUUCUGUGGCCCAUGGCUAUCAAGGGGAUCAUGUGGCCAGCACAGUGACCAACCCACAUUUACUUUCCCCAACUUAUUUCAGGUACCCGUUAGAACUGAGUGGACUCAAAAAAGUGCCAUGAAGAUCCUGAAAUUAAAAAUCCCAAUCUUCACCAGGAUUCAAACCCUUGACCCCUCAGUUCAAAAGCCAAGUGCUUUACCACUCAAACACCAUUCUUCCUGAAAGCAUAUUUAAUUACUUUCAAUUUAUCUCUUGGCAAUAAAAUGUUUUGGCCUUAGAAACGCAAUGUAAAUCUAAAUAUUUUAACUAUGUUGUUUCAAUUAUCACAAUAUUGCACAAAUUUUAUUGUCAAUUUAUUAAUGACUAACAAAAUCCAGACCGCUUUUUUUCUCACUUCAAAGGGACAGCACUUUGACAUUCCCCCCAUCCCCUGCACAUAAUUUUGUCCCUUGAAUUUAUUAAAUGAAGUUUAAGAAAUGAUCAGAAUGUUUCUUGAGAGCAAGAUUUUACAUAGCCUCAUUUAUAUGUACAUCAUUGUAUGAGAUAGUCAGAUUUGUGCAGUUAAGUUUGUUAUGAAUUAGUUUUACAUUACAUAGCUCCAUUACAUACAAUAGGUAAACAAAAACAUCUAGUUAUUUUGUUUUUUAUUCGAAACAGCUGAAACCUUAAAUUCAAUGUAAAAUAGGAUAUUAUCCCCCCCCCCCCUAAUUUUUUUUUUUUUUUUUUAAAUGAAAUGAAACACUUCAAAGUAAUAUUUCCCUGACUCAAUAAUCUAUUGUAUUUCAAAAUGAUAUCAUUUUAGCUUAGCCAAUUCAUUUGAUUUUCACUUUCUAUCUAUGUUGUGAUAGAAUUGUCCAGUACCAUUUAUUGCCAGUUUUUUAUUUCAAAACCCUUUUUCUUUAAUUUAUAUGAUUAUAUUAUAUAGGCAUGUGAUGUUUUAAGAUCACAUGAUUCACUUCUCCGUCCAUUUUGUGAUAUUAUUGUUUUUCUUUGAAUGUGGUGCUUACACCAAUUUUUUAAAAAUAAAAUACUUUAAUAUUAUCAUGUUUAUGUAGAUUAGUAUACAUUCCUUUACCCCCCCUUUUUUUUUCAUUUUCCUUUCCAAACCUCAGGGAUUGAACAAAUCCAUGUGAUCUUAUGAAAAAAUUUGAAAUAGUUCAUGUGAUUUAAUGAAAAUCUUUGAAUCAUGUAUGUCUAAGUCAAGAAAUUUGAACCUAUCCAUGUGAUCUAAUGAAAGACUUUGAAAUUGUCCAUGUGAUUUAGUGAAAAUCUUUGAAUCGUGUAUGUCUAAGUCAAGAAAUUUGAACCUAUCCAUGUGAUCUAAUGAAAGACUUUGAAAUGGUUCAUGUGAUUUAAUGAAAAUCUUUGAAUCAUGUAUGUCUAAGUCACGAAAUUUGAACCUAUCCAUGUGAUCUAAUGAAAGCCUUCUAAAUUGUUCAUCUCUUAGAAGAGAGAUUUUCAACAAAUCAAUGUAAUUCAGUGAAAAUAUUUGAGUUGCUCUUUAAUCAAAAUACUUCCUACAUAAAAUGUUUGUUGAAAACUUGAUUCUUAUAGAAUUGAUUCAUUUAUUUUAAAUUUUUAAAUUGAUUAGCAAACUAUUUAUUACAUGUAUUUUUACAAAAAAAAUCAUAUAUUGCUAAAUAUUAAAUUAUAUCAUAUAUUUAUUUCAUUUAGUCCAAGUCAUGUUACAUUAAUGAUUCUAUUUUAUUUUUCAAAUGUAUUUAUUGACUUGAUUUCAUGUAGAAAUCUUUUUAUCAUGUAUUCACAUGUAGUAGAAUAAACAAA
Molecule: messenger RNA, 5453 nt
Organism: Biomphalaria glabrata
Lineage: Eukaryota; Metazoa; Mollusca; Gastropoda; Planorbidae
Exons: 10
Coding region: 771-3236 (821 amino acids)
Molecular function (GO): protein binding
Source: RefSeq, a predicted model, not a curated record